UUCAGAAAGACAGUUUGGUGAUUGGAUAGUUAUCCAAUCAAUCAGCUCUAGGGGCGGGAUUUAUCUGAAUACAGGUGGGUUAGAAAUAACGCCCGUUUUGUCGGUGUUUAGCUGGAAAGCAAGUGGACACAAUUUGUAUUGGAGAUGAGUUUUGAGUGGCCCUGGCAGUACAAUUUCCCCCCGUUUUUCACAUUACAGCCCAAUGCUGACACGAGGCAGAAGCAGCUGGCGGCCUGGUGCUCACUGGCACUGUCUUACUGCCGCCACCGGAAGCUCUACACUGUGGACGUGCUGGAGGCGCAGGAGAACCCCAUGUUCAACAACAAGAAGAUUGAGAGAAAACUUUCUGUUGAGGCCAUACAAGUCGUCUUCGAGGAACUGAGGAAAAAAGGGAACCUGGAAUGGAUGGACAAAAACAAAACACGCUGUUUAAUCAUGUGGCGAAGACCUGAAGAAUGGGGCAAGCUGAUUUAUCAAUGGGUGUCUAAAAAUGGCAUGGUCAACACAGUGUUUACACUUUAUGAGCUUUCAAAUGGUGAUGACACAGAAAGCGAAGAGUUCCAUGGGCUGGAGGAGUGGAUGCUGCUGCGUGCACUACAGGCCCUGCAGGCUGAUGGCAAAGCAGAGAUCAUCACAAUGGAUGAUGGAAAAGGAGUCAAAUUCUUCUAAUUUAAGAAAUCACGUUUUUUUUCCGGACAGUGUCGAGAUGUUUUAAGCCCAGUCUGAUCUUUUUUUGAUCUGUUGGGCUCAGCGCUCUGGUGGAUGGGCUUUAGAGUUUGGAUUUCCUGACACAGAUUAAGUAGGAUUUUCAAAUAUAGAAUACUGUAAAAGUCUUAAACUGUGAAUGGAAAACCAGCCCAAAGCAUCAUAGCACUCCAUUACUUAAUUGUUGCAUUGAAAGUCAUUAUUGUGUAGAUAAAUAAGUAUGUUAAUAAUUUCCUUGUUGGAACUAUUCUGAAUUGGUGAUUUUACACCUGGCAAACUGGAGAUGACUUACAAACCUGUUCAGUCAGUUUGACAUAGGAUUUCACUCGCGAUGCAAACGGCUGAAAGUUCAGUUAACUGCUAUGGCAUAUCAGAAAAAUAUAUCUAUUAACGAGUCAAAUUGUCAGUUUGACUUUUGUCUUUUAGCGCUGUAAAUUCUGGCAGACUCUCAUUCUACUUGAAUAUCUCCUGUGUGUGCUACCACAAAACCCAAAAUUCUUACUGGGAGUCACCUGAUGCUUCCUUUCCAAGAUACAGACCAAUUGUCCUUAUGCCAGUUCUGGCAGUUUGGUUGCUGAAACUUUCCAGUAGCAUUAUUCUUCUUGUCUGUGUCUGUCUCCAACCACCUUUUAUACCAUGAUAAUACUGUACAAAUAAAUAAGAGUGGUUUACUUUU
Molecule: messenger RNA, 1381 nt
Organism: Ictalurus furcatus (blue catfish)
Lineage: Eukaryota; Metazoa; Chordata; Actinopteri; Siluriformes; Ictaluridae
Gene: vps25
Product: vacuolar protein sorting 25 homolog
Exons: 6
Coding region: 145-669 (174 amino acids)
Biological process (GO): protein transport to vacuole involved in ubiquitin-dependent protein catabolic process via the multivesicular body sorting pathway
Cellular component (GO): ESCRT II complex
Molecular function (GO): structural molecule activity; protein homodimerization activity
Source: RefSeq, a predicted model, not a curated record